AUGGACCAUUUUCAGCACCAUCCCACGGUGGCGGAAGCUGUGGUUGGUGGAGCUGGUGCGGCCUAUGUGAAGUUGGCCGAAUGGCUGGAGAAUGCCUUGACAGCGCGAGAGAAUCGACAUUUGCAGAGCGCCGCCGAGGAGGUGGGCCUGGAGGAGAAGAACCUGCGGCCCCGCGAAGCGCGGCAACGGGCGGCCGAGACCUUCCUGGAGAUCGAAGACUUCGGACAGGCAGGGCGUGAGUUUGAAGCUGCGGGUUGCUUCAAAGAUGCUGCGGAGUGCGCUGAAGUGCAAGAGAAGUGGGAGAAAGCGGGUGACUUGUGGCGCAAAGCGGAAGAGGCCUUCUUGGCGCUGAAGAGCUUUCAACGCGGAGAAAUCUGGGGGAAGUUUGUGGAAGUGGCACAAGGGCUUGGGGAUCAGAAGCUUCCAACGGAAGUGAUGGAUCUUGUUGAACUGGCGUGCCGCGAUUUGGCCAAGAAGUGCCAGAAACAGAAGCAGCAGAAGGAGUCCAACAUGUUCAAAGCCUUGAAGCAAUGCAUCAGCCUGCUACCGCAGGAGGAGGAGCAGGAGCUGCUUCUACAGCAAUUGGACUGGCAGGAACUCACCCUUGAGGUCUACCAGACCCAAAAGCGCUACGACCAAUGCGCCGCCAUCGCGCUCGAGAUGUGCGACUGGACGAAGGCGCGCUACUACUACAGUCAGGCAAAUGAUGUGUCUGAAGCGCACUGGUUGGAGCUGAUCGAAGCCCUGUGGAAGUUGCUUCAUGGAGGUGUUGUACCUGCUGCCAUGGAAGAAACAUUUCAAAAGCUUUUCUCUGAGGAUGAGAUGAAAAGGCUGGCCAAGGUGGAAGAUGCCAAAUCUUCAAGCAAGAAGGAGGGGCUGAAGCGGAAGCACAUCGCACAGACCUUGCGGCAUUUGCACGAGGCAUCGAAGCAGCAGAACACCAUCGAAGGCAUUGCUAAACGCGGCAGUCUGUUGCGUGACGCAUAUAGCGCCGCUCUGCAGCUGAAGGAGUCAUGUCCAGGUUAUGCACUGCGUUUGACGUCCUUCACCUUGAUGGCCAUGGCGCAGAACUUCACACAACUCCGCACCAAGGAGGCCCGUCACUUCGAUCUGAUCUGCGAGGGUUUCGCCAAAUCUUUGGCCGAGAUCAAAGAGAUGAGGAGCACCUGGAACAGACGGGGCAGAUCGCACAACUACAAAGAGAACAAGCGCGGAGGGGUCCGUGAGAAGGGCUUGAGUGAGUGGCUGCUGGCAGAACAGCCUGCUUCAGUGAAGCCUCACUUUCUGUUGCUCACCGAAUGUCAGCCCCAGAAAGGUGAGGGUCGCAGGGUGAACUUUAAAGAGCUCAGCGAAUUGGCCACGUCCUGGUCACACGUCUUCGAGGCGAGUCUUUGCUGCCACUGGCUGGAGCUUUGCAAGGUGGUGGCCGAAAACCAGCUGCGCUGCUGGUCCGAUGUCGUGGGCUACAAGUGUGACAGGCAGAAGAGCCUCCACGAGUUGCAGUUGAUGUCUCCGCGCAGUCGAAAGGACGACCCUGGCUGCACCUUUCUGCACCGCGAUGGUGAUACGAACGGAGUACAACAGAUGGAGAUGGCUACCUCCGUGUGCCGACGUUUGCUGAAAGCCUCCAUCAGCAGCUCCCAAAUCCUGCAGGGUAAGGAGCUCAAAGAUACCUUGCAGCUCUACGGGCAGAUGGCCAUGGACGCUCUCGGAGGCGCCGAUCGAUGGAAGAGGCUGAGUUCCAUGCCGCAGCAAAGCAUUGAUUUGCUGAUGGCACGGCUGAAGCUCCCCUUGAGCCACCGGCCACCAGCCAUGGCGCGUUGGAUCUGCUUGGCCCUGGCGCGGCUCACGCUGGCGGAGGUGAUCUCCUUGGAUGCCACGACAGAGCUGCGGGUCUGCGCCGCCAACGUGUUGCGCAUCACCAAGUGGCCCAGCGCGGCGGCGAAGGCAAAGGGACGCAUCAGUUUGGUGGCAAAAACCGAGUGGCCAGAGACAAGAUUUGAGGUUCACGAAUCUCCGGAGGAAAUCAAAGUUACGACUUCGGAUGUGUCCUUCACUUUCACCAGGGCCACAGGGGCCAACAGCUUUGGGACACCAUCGCAGCAAGUGAUCUUGGAGGAUGCAGGGCACAGCUUCAUUGCCACUGAAGACAUGGGAAAAGCAUCCCACCAAGUUCUCCAGUCCUGGCGGGCAACAAACCCUUCUGAGGCGCUCUAUGGCGGCGGCUCCUACCAGAACGGGUUGGUCAACUACAAAGGGGCUCCACUGUCCAUGAUCCAAUUCAACCUGGAGGCCGUGGUUCCUGUCUUCGUUUCCUCCAGUGGCUACGGCUUGCUGUGGGACAACUAUGCUUGGAGCUACCUGAACCCGCCCAAGGACGCCUUAGUCAAGCCCAUUGCUGAGAAAGGACAAAGUGGGGAAGUUGAAUUUCAAGCCGCUACAGAUGGUGACUAUUUCUUCCAUGUUGGCAGGCUGAUGGAUGAUGCCAAAGUUCCGUCCUUUGGAGCUGGACAUGAAACCAUCAUCACUGCCAAGGGUGUGGGCAGCACAGAGACCAUCAUCCAAUGGACCAGGGAUCAGCAGAAUCAUCCUUCGUCCAUGACUGGCCGCCUCCCCAAUGUCAAGGCCGGGGCUAAGUACAUCAUCAACUUCAGCUUCGACAUUCCUGGCGCGGGGAUCUAUGUCCAGGGACCUGAACAUGGGUUGACCACUUUGCAGUCUCAGUACGCUGAGGCCAUUGACUAUUAUUAUGUCUAUGGUCCCAGUGUGGAUGCUAUCAUUGGAGGCUACCGGGAGAUCACUGGGGCUGCUCCGCUCUAUGGAAAGUUCGCCUAUGGAUUCUGGCAAAGCAGGGAGCACUAUGGAAGCAAGGCUGAGCUGUUGAAGGCUGCGCAGGAGUUCCGGAGCCGAGGUGUUCCCCUGGAUGCCAUCGUGCAGGACUGGCUCUAUUGGGGCAAACUGGGAUGGGGUCCUGAAUGGGAUCCAGAGACCUACCCAGAUCCUGCCGACAUGGUGAAGCAGCUGGACCAGAUGCACUUGAAGUUGAUGGUCUCGGUCUGGGGCAAGAUGGACAACCAGACGCAGCUCUUUCAGGCGCUCAAAUCUGCGGGAAUGAUUCUGGGAAACACCAACCAGAGCCACAACAACUGGUAUGAUGCAUGGAGCGUGGACGCGCAGAAAAUUUAUUACUCGAUUUGCAACCAGAGCCACUUCUCCAUUGGUGUGGAAAGUUUGUGGCUGGACGCCACGGAACCGGAGGGCUUGGUGAACCUGAACCAGGAGACCCAUUUGGGUUCAGGCAAUUUGUUGAUGAACAGCUACUCCCUGGAGACCACUUCUGGCAUCGCUGCUGGCUUGCGGCGCGACUAUCCAGAGGCCCAGGGCGCCCGGGUCUUCAGCCUCACCAGGAGCUCCUUCGCAGGCCAGCAGCGAACAGGCGCAGCCCUCUGGACCGGUGACACCGCGGGAACAUGGGAUAUGCUGCGGCGUCAAGUGGCCAGCUCCAUCAACUACCCGCUUUCGGGCAUUCCAUAUUGGUCUCAAGAUAUUGGAGGUUUUUUCCGGCCAAGGGACCAGUAUGACUCUGAGGAGUACCACCAACUUCUCAUCCGCUGGUUCCAGUUUGGUGUCUUCACGCCCAUUUUUCGAGUCCAUGGUGCUGGCACUCACACAGAAAUCUGGAAUUUUGGCAUGGAGACCAUGAACGCAAUUAACACCUCGGCCAUCACUCUUCGUUACAGGCUGUUGCCCUACAUCUACUCGGGAUUCUGGGAGGUGGAGACUAGAGGCUACACCAUGCAGCGCGGCUUGAUCUUCGACUUCCCAGAAGAUCCACAGCUGUGGAACGUGGCUGACGAGUUCAUGUUUGGCACGGCCCUGCUGGUGACGCCCUUCGUGUCCAAUGCAUCCAGCACCUCCAGGGAAGUCUAUUUCCCCAAGGGUUCCUGGAUCAACUUCCACACGGGCACCUCCCACGCGGGCGCUUCCCAUGUCUCGGUGCAGUUCCAGCUGACGGAGGCGCCAUGCUUCGUGCGCGCCGGGGCCAUCCUCGUCCUUGGACCGGAGCUGCAAUAUGCCAAUGAGAAGUCUCCGAAAGAUCUGGAAGUUCGCGUCUACAAAGGUGGUGAUGCAACUUGGGUGUUCUUUGAAGACGAUGGUCAUUCUUCAAAGUAUCAACGAGGCAGCUUCUCAAAGAUCCAGUUCAGCUGGCGGGAUGCGGACCGUGUGCUGACGGUCUCCGAUCGCCUGGGGUCCUUCCCUGGGAUGGAUCUGGAGAAAAAUCUUUGCAUCGUCUUCGUCUCUGAAGGCCACGGCGUGGGCGUUUCGAGGGCGAAAUGUGACAAGGAGGUCGUUUACAGCGGCCACGCCUUGCAAAUCGCGGAGGACCUGGCUCUCUUCGCAUGA
Messenger RNA from Cladocopium goreaui, 4404 nucleotides. Lineage: Eukaryota; Dinophyceae; Suessiales; Symbiodiniaceae. The record is from the annotation of a GenBank genome assembly.